CUGUCAGUACAGAGACCGUCUUUCAGGCUUCAGCUACAUAUCAACCCUCUGCCAUCAUCCUCGUGAACUCCAUCCCCGGCACGCCUGCAGCCCUGCACCACAUCCAGUAGAUAAGCUCACAUCCCAUGACAUUAAGUAAACUGAUAAAGAUACGUUUUUGACUAAUUAUUUAUAUUCUCUCUCUAAAAUAAGAAAAUAAUCAUGAUUAGGUAAUCGGAUUCCUUGCUUUGAUUCUUUGGGAUGGAUUCCUUGCUUUGAUUUUCCCUCUGAAUUGCACCAAAAUUCUUUGUUUCUUGCUCACUUAUCAGAUAUAUAUAUAUAUCCCCGGAUUAGCCCCCAACUAAAAGACACAAAGUCACUCUCACCUAACCCCGGCAACCGAAGCUCUUCAAUGGCGCCAAUAGAUCCUCACUCCUUCACCGACUCCACCCACCCACUCACUACCCACAUCUCCCUCUCCUUAUACUUCGACUUCCCUUCCUCCACCAUCCGUGGCUCCGCUCUUCUGUCUCUUCCUUCCCCGCGCGCCGGCCCUCUCUCCCUUGACACGCGAUCGCUCUCGAUCCACCAAAUACUCGAUCCCUUAACCCUAACUCCUAUCCCCUUCUCGCUCUCGGCCACUCCCGAUCCGAUUCUAGGCACUCACCUCACUGUCUCUCUCUCCAAUCACUCCUCCCUUUUGAUCCUUUUUUCCACAUCCCAGGACUCAUCCGCACUCCAGUGGCUCACACCGCCGCAGACCUUCAAUAAGACCCACCCUUAUGUGUACACACAGUGCCAAGCUAUCCACGCGCGCUCCGUGUUCCCUUGCCAGGACACGCCGGCGGCGCGCAUUUGUUACUCCGCCAAGCUGAACAUCCCUCACCAGUUGUCUGCCGUAAUGUCUGCCAGGCACGUGGAUCGGCGCCAGCCAACAAGCGGUGACGUGAAGGAAUUCGGUUAUGGAAAUUUUGGGAUCAAUAUUGAGUCACACUGGUGUGAGGCGGGGCGAGUGGUGGAAGAGUUUGUGAUGGAGCAGCCGAUUCCUCCGUAUCUGUUUGCUUUUGCAGUGGGGCAGUUAGGGUUCAGGGAUGUGGGACCCAGGACGAGGGUUUACGCGGAGGCUGCAGCUGGAGUGUUGGACGCGGCGGCUAUAGAGUUUGCGGGGACAGAGGAGAUGAUAAGGCAGGGAGAGAGGCUGUUUGGGGAAUAUGAGUGGGAAAGGUUUGAUUUAUUGGUGUUGCCGCCGAGCUUUCCAUAUGGGGGUAUGGAAAAUCCAAGAAUGGUGUUUUUGACGCCCACUGUGAUUAAGGGGGACUCGAGUGGAGCGCAGGUUGUAGCGCAUGAACUGGCGCAUAGUUGGACUGGGAACUUGAUCACUAACAAGAACAAUGAGCAUUUCUGGUUGAAUGAGGGUUUUACAACAUAUGCAGAAAGGAGAAUUAUUGAGGCUGUCCAAGGGGAGGACAGAGCAACACUGAAUAUUGGAAUUGGUUGGAGAGGUUUAAAUAAGGAAAUGGAGAAGUUUAAGGACAACAUGGAAUUCACAAAGCUCAAAACGAAACAAGAGGGCGUAGACCCUGACGUUGUGUAUUCUGAGGUUCCUUACGAAAAAGGUUUUCAAUUUCUAUGGCGCAUUGAGCGGCAGAUUGGAAGGCCUGCAUUUGAUGAAUUCCUCAAGAAAUACAUUGCGACCUUCAAGUUUAAAUCAAUUGAUACUGAGACGUUUCUGGAUUUCCUCAAAGCAAAUGUCCCAGGAAUAGAGAAAGAUAUUGACUUAGUAACAUGGACCGAGGGUAUUGGUAUCCCUCCUGAUGCCUAUGAACCUAUUUCCCAUCUGUACAGAAACAUUGUUUCGCUGGCAAAGGAGUUUAAUCUUGGGAGAAUGCCAAGGGAGGAUGAAGUUGCUGAUUGGCGUGGGCAGGAAUGGGAGCUUUACUUGGAGAACUUGCCCAAAUUUGUUGAAGCUUCUCAGGUUUUAGGAUUGGAUGCACGGUAUAGGCUAUCAGAGUCGAAGGAUUAUGAGGUUAAAGUGGCAUUUCUCGAACUUGCUCUUUCUUGUAAGUGCAGAGAUUACUAUGGUGAGGUGGAGAAAACGUUAAAGGAAGUGGGGAGGAUGAAAUAUCUUCGCCCGCUGUACAGAGGUCUUGUGCAAGGCACUGGAAAGGAGGAAGAGAAGAUUUUUGCCAAAAGGUUGUUUGCAGAUGCUCGCGACGGUUAUCACCCGAUAGCUCAAGGAGUUGUAGAAUCAAUCUUUUCAAAGCAUAUCUAGAUUGGUACAUAUACAGCAAUAAUGGAAUGUCUAACUUAAACUUUAAGCCAUCUUGCUUUGAUAUUUUGGAUUAUGAUAAUUAUCUUACAGAUCUAGGAUGACUCCUGCUUUUGUUUGAUGCUUUUAAGUAGUGCUGAUGAUAAUAUGAUAUGGCUUUUUUCCCUUCAUGUUUAUGGGAAAUUA
Messenger RNA from Tripterygium wilfordii, 2434 nucleotides. Its product is annotated as leucine aminopeptidase-like. Gene Ontology annotation, molecular function: zinc ion binding; metallopeptidase activity. Lineage: Eukaryota; Viridiplantae; Streptophyta; Magnoliopsida; Celastrales; Celastraceae. Gene Ontology annotation, cellular component: cytosol. The transcript has 4 exons. The record is from RefSeq and is a predicted model, not a curated record. Bases 392 to 2251 code for a protein of 619 amino acids. Gene Ontology annotation, biological process: proteolysis.